AUGUGUUUCGGAAGCUCCAAGCAGGAUGACCCCCAGGCGAGGAAAAAUGCCGACAUUGAGAAGCAGUUGAAGGCGGAUCAGAAGAAGCAAUCGAAAGAGGUCAAGAUCCUACUAUUGGGUGCGGGAGAGAGCGGCAAGUCAACUGUGUUGAAGCAGAUGCGCCUGAUUCACACAAAAGGCUUCUCACAGGGCGAGCGUAGACAAUGGAAGGUGACCAUCUUCAACAACCUGAUUCACGCCUUCCAAUGUAUCCAAGGUGCAAUGGAAGAGCACGAGGUCGCGUUCGAAGAUCCCAAGAACAUCAAGUCCAUGGAACUCGUCUGCUCAGAGCCAGAGAUUGGAACAGACGACCCCAUGCCGCUGGAUUGCAUGCACGCAUUCAAGAACUUGUGGGACGAUGAUGGUGUACAGGGCGCUAUCGCAAAGGGUCACGAAUACGCGUUACACGACAACCUUGAAUACUAUAUGAGCGACCUAAGCAGACUGUUCGAGAAGAACUAUGUUCCAGGAGACCAGGACAUUCUGCGUGCACGCCUUAGGACGACAGGUAUCAGCGAGACAGUCUUUGAUACUGGCAAUCUUACCUUCAAAAUGUUCGAUGUCGGUGGUCAACGCUCAGAGAGAAAGAAGUGGAUCCACGUCUUUGACAACGUCCAAGUCGUCUUGUUUCUUGUGGCCAUUAGCGGUUUCGAUCACGUCCUGGUCGAAGACAAGAACGGAAACCAAAUGCACGAGGCACUCAUGCUCUUCGAGUCAAUCGCAAACAGUCGUUACUUUGAGAAAUCAGGCCUGGUGCUUUUCCUCAACAAGCUUGAUUUGUUCACGGAGAAGGUCUCAACAGGACGCGGACGCAUUCGCGACCACUUCCCAGAUUUCCAAGGCAGCAACACCGACGUGGCAGCCGGCCAGAAGUUCUUUGCCGACAAGUUCCGUAACCUGGUACGCGAUCCGUCAAAGGAGGUCUAUGUGCACGGCACGACAGCCACGGACACCAAUCUCUUGGAAAAGACGAUGAAGAGCGUGCAGGACAUGAUCGUACAACGCAACCUGCACUCAUUGAUGUUGUGA
Messenger RNA from Aureobasidium subglaciale EXF-2481, 1068 nucleotides. RefSeq lists its product as uncharacterized. Gene Ontology annotation, biological process: Rho protein signal transduction; G protein-coupled receptor signaling pathway. Gene Ontology annotation, cellular component: heterotrimeric G-protein complex. The record is from RefSeq and is a predicted model, not a curated record. Bases 1 to 1068 code for a protein of 355 amino acids. Lineage: Eukaryota; Fungi; Ascomycota; Dothideomycetes; Dothideales; Saccotheciaceae. The transcript has 4 exons. Gene Ontology annotation, molecular function: GTPase activity; guanyl nucleotide binding; G protein-coupled receptor binding.